Messenger RNA from Cricetulus griseus (Chinese hamster), 1182 nucleotides. NCBI's taxonomy places the organism in Eukaryota, Metazoa, Chordata, Mammalia, Rodentia, Cricetidae. The record is from RefSeq and is a predicted model, not a curated record.
AUGGUCUGUGGAGACCGCGGACGCAUGCUGCUACUACGGGCUGGCGGGAUACUAGUCCUGGCUGCGCUGUGCCUGCUCCAUGUCCCCAGAGCCCGGGCAGCAGCCUGUGAGCCCGUCCGCAUCCCCCUGUGCAAGUCCUUGCCCUGGAACAUGACCAAGAUGCCCAACCACCUGCACCACAGCACCCAGGCUAACGCCAUCCUGGCCAUCGAACAAUUCGAAGGUCUGCUGGGCACCCACUGCAGCCCGGAUCUGCUCUUCUUCCUCUGCGCCAUGUAUGCACCCAUCUGCACCAUCGACUUCCAGCACGAGCCCAUCAAGCCCUGCAAGUCUGUGUGCGAGCGCGCCCGGCAGGGCUGCGAGCCCAUUCUCAUCAAGUACCGCCACUCGUGGCCGGAGAGCCUGGCCUGCGAGGAGCUGCCGGUGUAUGACCGUGGUGUGUGCAUCUCUCCGGAGGCCAUCGUCACCGCUGACGGAGCGGACUUUCCUAUGGAUUCCAGUACUGGACACUGCCGGGGGCCGACCAGUGAACGAUGCAAAUGUAAGCCUGUCAGAGCUACACAGAAGACCUAUUUCCGGAACAACUACAACUAUGUCAUUCGGGCUAAAGUUAAAGAGGUAAAGACAAAGUGCCAUGAUGUGACUGCUGUUGUGGAGGUGAAAGAGAUUCUAAAGGCAUCUCUGGUGAACAUCCCAAGAGACACUGUGAACCUCUACACCACCUCUGGCUGCCUCUGCCCCCCACUUCAUGUUAAUGAGGAGUAUAUCAUCAUGGGUUAUGAAGACGAGGAACGCUCCAGGUUACUCUUGGUGGAAGGCACUAUAGCUGAGAAGUGGAAGGAUCGGCUUGGUAAGAAAGUCAAGCGCUGGGAUAUGAAACUUCGUCAUCUCGGACUAGGUAAAACGGAUGCUAGUGAGUCCACUCAGAAUCAGAAGGCUGGCAGGAACUCUAAUCCUCGGCCAGCACGAAGCUAAGUCCUGAAAUGCAAAAGGCCACACCCAUGGACUCCCUACUAAGACUUGCAUUGCUGGACUAGCAAAGGAAAAUUGCACUAUUGCACUCAUGACCAUGUUUACUACAGAUACCAUGUGGCAACCGAUAUUACUUUUGCAUCCUCUUCUCCUGCUUCUUAACGGCCUGGGUUAGAUCCUUAAAUAUGUUAUAUAUUCUAUUUUACUAAU